This is a messenger RNA of Cucurbita moschata (crookneck pumpkin), 1140 nucleotides long. RefSeq lists its product as uncharacterized. Lineage: Eukaryota; Viridiplantae; Streptophyta; Magnoliopsida; Cucurbitales; Cucurbitaceae. The record is from RefSeq and is a predicted model, not a curated record. The transcript is spliced from 2 exons. Bases 32 to 964 code for a protein of 310 amino acids.
CAAUCCAGUCGCAGAGAUCGAAGUCGCCGCCAUGGAAACAGCUUCUUCCGCUUCUUCUUCCUCAGGUAUCAGCAAGCUUCUUACUAAGCCCUUGUCAAUGGCGUCACUAGCAACCCACCUCUCUGCCGCCCUCUUCCUCGUCCCCAUCGGCGUUCGUCGGCUCCUCGGUUCUUCCUCCGUUUACCUCAACAACCCAUCUCUUUACCGAUCAAAAAUCUGGUACUUAUCCGAACCCAAAUGGAAGAAUUUCGACUUAUAUUCCCUCCUCCUCCUCCCCCCCAUCGCCGCCUUCUCCGAAAUUUUCCUUUUCAUCGCGUUUUCCGGUAACCCUACUUACAGAUUCGCAUUUUUCCAGCAAUCAGUCGCCAUUUUCUUCUUCUGGGCGCUUGCGAUUCUCAUCAUUUUGCGGGAAAAUCUCGACCCUCUUCUUGUAAGUGAGAGUUUCAUCUUCGUUUUCGCCGGAGUUGCGUUUCUUGUUGAGUAUUCCGUGAUUGGUAAGGGGAUUACUGGUCUUGGUGGUGAUUUGUAUCACAUUUCUGGAGGAUUAACCCUUCUUUGCGCUUGUUCCUGCUUGUUUUUAUCUAUGAAACCGUCUGCAUUUUUCGCUGAAUUUCUACUUUCCUCUGGCUUAACGUUUAAGGGCACAUGGCUGUUUCAAAUUGGCUUGUCUUUGUAUACCGAUGCAUUUUCUUUGAAGGGUUGUCGUGCAAUGUUGGUGUUGCCUGCUACUGGUGACGCUUUUGUACAAUGUGAUCUUGAGGAAGAUGGUCUGAGGGGCAUUGCUUUGAUGGAUCUAAUAUUCAUUGGCCAUGUUGUUUUGGUUUUGAUAUUGGGUUUAGGUUUGAUUGGCUUGUUGUCCAGCAACAGGAAUUUCAGGAUCGGCCAGGGAAGUGGCCCAUUGUUGGCUGAGCUUGGACAGGAGACUGUGUUGAUUCGCUCAGCUCCUGAGAUUGAAACGGAGUGAAGGUGUAGCUACACAUUCUUGACGGUAUUCUUCAUAUCAUUAUGUCAUUAUGUUGAAGAACAAAUGAUUUAUUCAUUCAUGCUUUAGGCCACAGUAAAUGUUUGUAAGUUUCUCUGUUUUUUAAUCUUCUUUUUGAAGUAUUGAUCAAUAGAGAAUUUAGUAGAUUAGUUUACAUC